Messenger RNA from Setaria italica (foxtail millet), 1828 nucleotides. Its product is annotated as MLO-like protein 9. Gene Ontology annotation, cellular component: membrane. Lineage: Eukaryota; Viridiplantae; Streptophyta; Magnoliopsida; Poales; Poaceae. The record is from RefSeq and is a predicted model, not a curated record. The transcript has 8 exons. The coding region runs from base 167 to 1828 and encodes 553 amino acids. Gene Ontology annotation, biological process: defense response.
UCGCAUCGCAUGCAUGCUGAGCUGCGACGCAAACCCAUCCGCCAUUGCCGUCCUCCUCCUGUCUCUCCGAUCAUAUGCCCGGCAAUAGGUAGGUCAGCUUCCUAAGCCGGCCAGGCAGGCGAUCUUCGAUCCAUCAAUCGAUAGAUAGAUAACAAAUAAGCCAGGCAUGGGGGGCGGCGGCGGCGGCGGUAACUCGCGUGAGCUCGAUCAGACGCCGACAUGGGCGGUGGCGUCGGUGUGCGGCGUGAUCGUGCUCAUCUCCAUCCUGCUGGAGAAGGGUCUCCACCACGUGGGCGAGUUCUUCUCGCACCGGAAGAAGAAGGCCAUGGUGGAGGCCCUGGAGAAGGUGAAGGCGGAGCUCAUGGUGCUGGGCUUCAUCUCCCUCCUCCUCGUCUUCGGCCAGAACUACAUCAUCAAGAUCUGCAUCAGCAACCACGCCGCCGACACCAUGCUCCCCUGCAAGCUCAAGUCCGAGUUGGCCGAGGCCGCCGGGGGCCACGGCGCCGCCAAGGAGCCCGCCGAGGCCGCCGGUGGCCACGGCGGCCAGGAGCCCGACGAGAAGAAGGGCGGCGGCGCCGCCGAGCACCUCGGGGACAUCAUCGCCUGGCCGCCGCCGCCGCCCCACUACUUCGCCAACCCGCACCACAGCAGGCUCCUGGGCGAGGCCAGCAUGAAGACGAAAUGCCCCGACGGGAAGGUGUCGCUCAUCUCCAUCAACGCCCUGCACCAGCUGCACAUCUUCAUCUUCUUCCUGGCCGUCUUCCACGUCUCGUACAGUGCCAUCACCAUGGCACUCGGCAGGGCCAAGAUACGUGCAUGGAAAGAAUGGGAGAAAGAAGCGGCAGGGCAAGAUUACGAGUUCUCCAAUGACCCGACGCGGUUCAGGUUCACUCACGAGACGUCCUUCGUGAGGCAGCACAUGAAUGUCCUCAACAAGACCCCAGCAUCCUUCUACAUCAGCAACUUCUUCCGGCAGUUCUUCAGAUCCGUGAGGAAGGCGGAUUACUGCGCGCUGCGCCACAGCUUUGUCAACGUCCAUCUUGCCCCUGGCAGCAAGUUCGAUUUCCAGAAGUACAUCAAGCGCUCCCUUGAGGACGACUUCAAGGUGAUCGUGGGGAUCAGCCCUCCGCUGUGGGCGUCGGCCCUCAUCUUCCUGUUCCUCAACGUCAACGGGUGGCACACCAUGCUGUGGAUCUCCAUCAUGCCCGUGGUGAUCAUCCUGUCCGUGGGCACCAAGCUGCAGGGCAUCAUCUGCCGGAUGGCCAUCGACAUCACGGAGCGCCACGCCGUCAUCCAGGGCAUCCCGCUCGUGCAGGUCAGCGACUCCUACUUCUGGUUCGCGCGCCCAACCUUCGUGCUCUUCCUCAUCCACUUCACGCUCUUCCAGAAUGGCUUCCAGAUCAUCUACUUCCUCUGGAUUCUGUAUGAGUACGGGAUGGACUCGUGCUUCAACGACUCCAAACGAUUUGUCUUUGCACGCCUCUGCCUCGGAGUUGUGGUUCAGGUCCUGUGCAGCUACGUCACGCUCCCGCUCUACGCGCUCGUCUCCCAGAUGGGCUCCACCAUGAAGCAGUCCAUCUUCGACGAGCAGACGUCCAAGGCGCUCAAGAACUGGCGCGCCGGCGUCAAGAAGAAGGCCCCCACCAGCUCCAAGCACGGCGGCCAGGGCUCCCCCACCGCCGGCGGCAGCCCCCGCUCCGGGAGCCCCACCAAGGCCGACGCCGACAAGAAGCAGGACGACGCCGCCGGCACGGGGCUGCAGGCCGGCGCCGCGCAAACCUCCGCCAAGAAAGAAGGCGACUACGAAUUCAUCAACAUCGACGAGUAG